Molecule: messenger RNA, 1094 nt
Organism: Rhopalosiphum padi (bird cherry-oat aphid)
Lineage: Eukaryota; Metazoa; Arthropoda; Insecta; Hemiptera; Aphididae
Product: receptor expression-enhancing protein 5-like
Exons: 6
Coding region: 293-838 (181 amino acids)
Source: RefSeq, a predicted model, not a curated record
AUAUACCACAAAUUAACUAUAGUGAUUGGUGAUUAUAUAUUUAUUAUAUACCUAGAGUGAACAGUGUGCACUGCUUUAUUUCGACUAUUUCGAGAUUCGAGACAACGCUACAAACAUAGAACUAGUGUUUCAUGUCCACCGUCCGGGUUUUUCAACAAUAUUAGACUAGCCGCCGGGUUUUAAACUGUAAUUAUAAUUUUUUAAUACUUGACAUACUUUUUUAUUUUCAAAUAGUUUAGUUUAGUGAUUUCGUUUAAUAUUAACACUAGUUCUUCAGUAUCAACACUUAAAUAUGGCGAUUCAACUUGAUUCUGUUAAAUCAGCUAUUAAAGAUUCAUUACACGAUGAGUCUAAACCUUGGUGUAAAUUUUUCAGUUGGGCUGAAGCACAAACAGGAGUCAGUAGACUGAAUUUAUUUAUUGGUUUGGCGGUGUUUCUUGUAUUCUACUUAAUAAUUGGGUAUGGAACCUUAUUGUUAAGUAAUUUAAUUGGCUUUUUAUACCCGGCAUAUGCAUCGAUUAAAGCAGUUGAAUCUAGUGGAAAAGAUGAUGACACAAAAUGGUUGACAUACUGGGUGGUAUUUUCAUUUAUUACUCUUAUUGAAUUCCCAGCUGCUAUUUUACUUAAUUGGAUACCAUUUUAUUCUUUAAUCAAAACAAUAUUUUUUGUGUGGUGUUUUAUACCAAUCAGCAAUAAUGGUUCUGUGGUUGUAUAUAAUAGAUUUAUACGCCCAUACUUUUUAAAGCAUCAAGGAGAUAUUGAUCAAGCAAUGAACGAUCUUACUAAAAAAGCUACUGAAGCGGCGUUUGAGAAAUUAGUCACUGAAAAAAUCAAUUAAAUAAAAUAAUUAGUUUUGGGCUUAAAUUUGUUGAACAUUAUAAAGAUUUUCAUCAGUAAAAUUGAAGAGGGUACAAACCAGAACUAAUUUUUUUUUCAAUCUUUUAUCAUCAGUUUUUAUUAAAAUAUUACAACAACAACUAUUUAAACAAUCAGUGUAAAGUAUAUCAUUAUAUUAUAUUUUUUAAAUUUCAUUAAGUUUUCUAUUACUGUAAAAUAUAAUUUCAUAAGUGUUAAUAAAAUAUUUUUAAACCUUU